CUAUCAACUCAGGAGGUGAAGAUGGACGCUACCGCAACUAUGUUACAGGAGCAAACGCAAGACGUGGAUCACCAUGCGCUGUUGGUGGCCAAAAUAGUUGCCAUGGUGGUGCUCGUGGUGAUCACCGUGCUUUGCGGCAGCCUUCCCUACGUCCUCAACAGGUGCUUCCAUUGGACGAAGGCGAGUCCGGAGGAGACCCGUUCGUCGUUGGUGGUGCGGUGCCUACUCUUCUUCGGCGGCGGAGUGCUCAUCUGCACCACCUUCCUGCACAUGCUGCCCGAGGUGAUAGAGGUGGUGGAAGCGCUCCAGGAAUGCGGCUCGCUUGCCAAGACGCCCUUCGCCCUGGCGGAGAUGCUGAUGUGCACGGGCUUUUUCCUGAUGUACGCGUUGGACGAGCUAAUGACCAGCAUCGUGCGGCACCACCAGCGGAAGCUUAGUCGGAAGGAGUCGGUGGCCAGUCUGGCUUUCGAAAGAGGACGCAGCAUUCGGAACAGUGUUCUCCUCAAUCCACAGGCGAAGGAAGAAGUGGAAGUUAAGGAUACGGAGCCACAGCCGCACAAGGAUCACCACGGCCACUCGCACAUGCCCGUGCCAGCGGAAGAUGGAUCCUCUGCCAGGGGGCUGGGCAUUAUCCUCGCAUUGUCGCUCCACGAACUGUUCGAGGGCAUGGCAAUUGGCCUGGAGGGCACUGUGAGCACUGUGUGGUUCAUGUUUGGAGCGGUCUCUGCACACAAGUUGGUGUUGGCCUUCUGCGUGGGCAUGGAGCUUCUGGUCGCACGCAGUUCUCUGGCCAUCCUGUACCUGGUGACCUUCUCCAUUGUUACCCCCAUCGGUAUUGGUGUUGGCCUCGGCAUCAGCCAGCAGGUUGCAGCGGGUCAGCCCAGUCUGCCAUCCGGAAUUCUCCAGGGCAUUGCCUGCGGAACCUUGCUGUACGUGGUCUUCUUCGAGAUCCUGACUGAGAGCCACGCCGGAUGGAGGGCCCUUAUAGCCGCCGUGGCUGGUUUCGCUCUGAUGUUUGGUCUUCAAAUUCUUUCUGACGAAGCGGAGGGUGAUGACAGCCUAACCUGUUCCUAGCAAGUGUGACGCCACUCCAGUAUUAUCAAGUUAUAGAGGAAACAACAAAAGUGUCUAUAAAGGGAUUCCCUUGGAAUCUGUAAAGGUUUCUCAGAAAUCUUUUCCAACGCUAAUUAUUAAAAAUGUAAUAACCAUAUGUGAUUAAA
Molecule: messenger RNA, 1220 nt
Organism: Drosophila sechellia
Lineage: Eukaryota; Metazoa; Arthropoda; Insecta; Diptera; Drosophilidae
Gene: Zip42C.1
Product: Zinc/iron regulated transporter-related protein 42C.1
Exons: 2
Coding region: 22-1074 (350 amino acids)
Biological process (GO): zinc ion transmembrane transport
Cellular component (GO): plasma membrane
Molecular function (GO): zinc ion transmembrane transporter activity
Source: RefSeq, a predicted model, not a curated record